Molecule: messenger RNA, 938 nt
Organism: Panicum virgatum (switchgrass)
Lineage: Eukaryota; Viridiplantae; Streptophyta; Magnoliopsida; Poales; Poaceae
Product: corneodesmosin-like
Exons: 2
Coding region: 36-578 (180 amino acids)
Source: RefSeq, a predicted model, not a curated record
CUCAGUUGGUCUCUCGCGUGCCUUGUGUUUCUCUGAUGGAGGCUCUUGCUGCUGUUCGUAAUGAGGAGCUUCGUCUUCGCAGUGCUGGUCUAUUGCAAUCUUCGUCUUCUUCAGUUUUGGCUGUUCGGUCUUCUUCGUCUACAGCUGUCACCCCUCCACCCAAGGCGCCUCUUUCAGCGGCGUCUUCUUCUGAGGGAGGAGGGGGUGGUCGUCUUCACUGUGGCUAUUGUGGUAAGAAAACUCAUGUGGAGGCAUUUUGCUUCAAGAAGAAGAAAGAUCAGUCUCGCCGAGGUGGUAGUGGUCGUGCUUCACAGGGUACAGGUAGUGCUGGUGGUUCUGAUACUGGAGGCACUCAACGGAGUUCUGCUGGUUCUGAUACUGGAGGCACUCAACGGAGUUCUGCUGGUUCUGAGACACAGGAGAUGCUCAUGUUGCUUCGUCGUCUUGCUGCCUCUGCGCCAUCGGGAGCUGCUGGUUCUGUUACUCAGUCCUCUGCACAGUCAGAUGCUGCUACUGCUUCUCAGUCUUCUUCAGGACCGCACGGGUCUCCUGGUUGGUACUGGCCCUCGUCGGCGUGAUUCUCAGCGUCUUUGGGAGCUUGACUGGCUUCGUCUUCCUUCCGCUGCCUCUGCCAGUCUUGUUGGGUCUGCUGCAUCUACGUCAUCCACAUCAUCUUUUGCUCAGUGGCAUCAUCGCUUGGGACAUCUCUGUGGCUCGCGUCUGUCUACGCUCGUUCGUCGUGGUCUUUUAGGGUCAGUCUCUGGUGAUGUAUCUCUAGAACAGUGUCAGGGUUGUCGUCUAGGAAAACAGCUCCAGCUUCCUUACUAUUCUAGUGAAUCGGUGUCGAAACAUCCUUUUGAUCUUGUUCAUUCUGAUGUAUGGGGUCCGGCUCCCUUCGUUUCGAAAGGAGGCCAUAGAUAUUAUAUCAUUUUUAUAGA